GAGAGCCGCUACCUCAUUCCGCCUUACGCACAAAUUCCUCUUUGUUACUAAUAUACGUAAAAUCCCGGCCAAUAGUUGAUCAUGUCCUCUUGAAAACGCACAGACGCUCUUCCAACACGUACGUAUAUGGUAGUCACAAGCCGUAGGUUGUCGAGGGGCCUCCCACGUGGGCGAAGGGGCGCUUUGGAAGAGGGCGGAAAUAUGGUGGGCGGGAGAGUGAGGGGUGGCAGUGCCUGUGGCAGGGAGGCCAGUUGCUUUUUGGCUGUGGGCGCCGGCAUAUGGUUACGUGUUCAGCUGGUUUGUUAGCAUUGGAAAGCAGUUUUAGUUUAGUUUAGCGGAGGGGUUUAUGCCCCCGGGAUUUUCGUAAAAGGGUGUUCACUGUUUGUGUUGUGGUCGACUGUUUGUUGUGGCAGCGCUGGCGAGGAGCUAUCUCGUGAUUCGCACGUCGCUGUAAGUCAGAAGCAAGAUGUGGGUCGAGGACUCGCAGAAGGACGGGGAUGGAGUCAAGGUCAAGGUGAAACUGAAGCCGCGGUCGAAGGAAUCGGACAAGGCAGCCGAAGAGGCAGACGGCACCAGCAAAAGCAGCAGGGAGAGGUCACGCCUUCGCGACAGCCCUCUGAGGCCCAUCGUGUCGUGGCGAAGCGAGGUCAGGACGGCAGGUCAGGGGUCGGACGCAGCGGCCAAGGACAUCCCCGACGGCGUCAAGGACCUCAUCAAUCGCGUCAAGUUCGACACCUCAGCCAGCGACCUCCUGCGGCGCAUCAAGGCCGAGAACCGCGCCCCGUACAACCCCGAGGCGAACCUCAGGAAGUCGUCUCACAGGGACGACGGCGAUUACGGGAGGUACGACUCCAGGGGGGGGAGGUACGACCGCGGGGGCAGCAGGUACGACUCCUCUUACCGGAACUGGCACGGUAACGACGACCCAUAUCGUCGCUCCUACGACUCCUACGACGACAGGAAAGGUGGCAGCAGACAUGACGACAACAGGGCAUACAGUAGAUACGAUGUGGAUGAAAGGCCUUAUUCAGGAAGGUAUGACACCGAUGACAGACCAUAUCGCAGUAGAUAUGACAGCGACGAUAAACCAUACCGUGGCAAGUUUGACAGCGACGAUAAACCAUAUCGUAGCAAGUAUGACACCGAUGAGAAGCCAUAUCGUAGUAGAUAUGAUACCGAAGAUAAACCAUAUCGUAGUAGAUAUGACACCGAAGAUAAACCAUAUCGUAGUAGAUAUGAUACCGAAGAUAAACCAUAUCGUAGUAGAUAUGACACAGAUGAUAAACCAUACAGUAGCAGGUAUAAUGCAGAUGAUAAAUCAUAUCGCAGUAGAUAUGAAACCGACGAUAAACCAUCGCGCAGCAAAUAUGACUCUGAAGACAAACCGUUCCGUAGCAAAUAUAGCAGUGAAGACAAGCCAUAUCGGAGCAAAUACGACACAGAAGAUAAACCAUACCGUAGUAAGUAUGACAGCGAAGAUAAGCCAUAUCGUAGUAAAUAUGACUCGAAGGAUAAGUCGUAUAUCAAUAAAUAUGAUACUGAAGAUAAGCCGUAUCGCAGCAAAUACGACACUGAAGAUAAGCCAUACAGGAGAAAAUACAAAACAGAUACACUUUCAAACGAGAAGAAAGAUGACGGCGAGGUUUCGUCCCCGUCCAAGACUAGCGAUACAAAAGAGGCACCACUUGAGGAAGGCAAAGGGAGUGAUAGGUCGGGUCAGGUCAAACCAGAUUCCACGAAAAUCGAGACAGAGGAAGGACAGGCUACUAAAGACACUGUGGCGGAAGUCAAGGGUUCUGAGCCUCCAGUUGAAAGAAGUUUAGACGACGAAGGAGGUGUCACCAAGACUACGGGGUCGCGUCCCGAUGGAAAGAAGACAGGAGACCAAAACAAACAGGGUGAUGAGUUAACAGGCACAGAGUCCCACGGCCAUGGCUCAGAGGAGCAACAUUUACCCGGGAAUGAAAUGCCGGAAGGUGGUGGACCUGACGAGCAAUGUCCACAAGAUCAAAAAUCAGGGGACGAUUUAACAACGGCUGAGUCUGACCAUCAGACUUUAAGGGACAAAAACAUAUCAGAAAAUGAAAACGUAGAGUCAGAAUCUGAUGGACACGUUCUACAGGAUAGAAAUGCAUCCGGAAUCGAGUGUAGGGCUGACUAUCAGAGUUCACAGGAUCAACUUAUGCCAGAAAGUGUACAUGGUGACAAUACAGUGUCUAUGGCUCCGUCAGCGACCACAGCCGAUGAUAAUGCAAGUUACAGCGCAACCGCUGCUGACACUAACAUGACUGAAGCGACCUCAUUGACUGCUGUCAGUGAUACAGGAUACACAUCAACCGAGGCCGAUGUGCUAGCUGACUUGCCCUCAGUGUCAACAGUUAAUAUGACGAAUGAUUACUCCAUGUUAACUGACAGUGAAACAAUGACCCGAGACCAAAAGAUGACAAAUGGUGACACUGCAAAAGAUAUACCAGACUUGACCAAAGAUCCCACGGGAUGUAUGCCUGAGAUAACCAAUGACACUAUUAGAGAUGUCUCUGAACUCCCGAGGGACGAUACCACGAGAGCAGUACCACAGCUCACGAAAGAUGAUACUAUGCGAGAUGUUCCUGAGCUAGUAAGUGAUAUCGCAACAGAGAUGAAAGAGGAUGCGAAAGAAAGUGCAAUAAAAGAGGAAUUGCAAGGAAGAUAUCAAGAUGAUUUGGAGGUAGAGACUCCAGUGGGAAACGUUAAGAAUGUAGAAAUAAAUGUUCUUACAAAUGGCCAAGAGAAGACACCAAAAUCUGUGGAAUCAACGGUACAGAAUGAUGCAGCUGCCAAACCUACAAACAGUGUAACGCCCAGGAACAUUGAAAUAACUCUACUAACAAAUGAUGCAGAGAACAGUCCAAAAAGAGGAGAAUUACUAACAGAAAACACGGCAACAAUUUUAACUGAAAAGGGUCGAUCAUCACCAUCACAGAUGAAUGGCAAAGACGUCCCAGUUCUCACAAAAGUAAAAUCUUUCAAAGAUGUACAAAUAGUGGUUGAAGGAAAAAACAUCAAAGACAUACCAAUAAUGGUGAAAGGAGAUGACGUACCAAGAAUUUCUGAUGGGAAAGUUAUCAAGGAUAUUCCCAUUACCAUAGAGGGGAAGGAAGAACCAAUAGUGCGGGCAUGCAGUGCUGCAAGAGAUGUUCCGAUAACAAUAGAAGGAAACGAUCCCCAAAACCAACAAAAUAUGACAGAAAGCCAUGUUAAAGAUGUGCCCAUGGUGAUAGAAGGUGAUGGCAAGAGAGAUGUAACUAUCAGAAUAGAAAGGGUAAAAGAUGUGCCAGCUGCAGCAGAUGCUGAGAAAAUUGAGCCAGUAUCAUUAGAGGCUAUGGAGAACGACCUGGAAGCAGUAGGCACUGAGGACGAAAGUCGGGAUGAUCAGAAAGUAACCGAAAGAGAGGUACCAAUAAUUGUUGAAGCUGAUGGCAUGACCCUAGAAAGAAAUGAUGAACAGACUUUAGAAGAUAACUCAGACCUUGGGCAAGAUUCCAACGGAGAUGUGUCAGCGCUGAGUGUGUCAAAGGGACGCGUGAAGGCGUCCACCCCGUCUUCGAGGUUUCACGAGGCAGCGUCUUCGGGAGAUGUAACGACGAUGCUGACUUUGAUGACAGAAGGAGGCAUAGACGUGGACAUUGCAGACGACAGGGAGCGGACGGCCUUGCACGUUGCAGCAGAUAGAGGGCAGCUUCCGGCGGUUUUGUUUCUGAUCGAAAAGGGCUGCAACGUCAACCAGACGGACUCCGGCAGGCGGACGGCCCUGCACUACGCCGUGGAGGUCUGCGCCGUGGAGGUCGUCGCGGCGCUGCUGGAGGGCGGGGCGGCGGCGGACGUGCGGGAGCGGGCGCGCGGGAGGACGCCCCUGCACCUCGCCACCGUGACCAACUCCUUGGAAAUCCUCAAGCUCUUGCUCAAGCCCCUGCUGGAGGACCCUUGGCAUGCUCGCAGUGUAUUGAAGGUCGCAGAUAAGGACGGACUCACACUGCUCCACCUGGCCGCCCACGGGGGACUCCAGGAGGCCACCCAAAUCCUGAUCUCCGCGGGCGCUGAGGUCAACAUCACAGACCAGGCAGGGUACACGCCCAUGCACGCGGCCAUAUUGAGCAGACAGAGGAAGGAAAAGAUUUGUUCGUCCUUGCUGGAGCUGCUCCUAGACUCAGGGGGCGACCUGCAGAGCGCGGGCGGGGCGGAGUUCGCGACCCUGCCUCACGCCGCCGCCAGCGUGGGAUGUACGCGCUGCCUCGGCGUCCUGAAUUCCCGGGGCGCCGACCUCGAUUGCAAGGACUCCUCAGGGAGGACGCCUCUCCACUUCGCCGUCGAGUACGAGCACCCCGAAACGGUGUCCUUCCUGCUGGGGCGCAACGCGGACGUCGAGGCGCAGGACAAGCGCGCCAACCGGCCGCUCCACUACGCCAUCGGGACCGACUCGCCUCGCCUCGUGGCUUCGGUCCUGGAGGCGAGCCCGCAGAGGGACGCCCGGGACCGCGACGGACGCACGUACUUCCAGCACGCCGUCGAGAGGAGGAAGUACCGCGCCCUCGCCGUCCUUGCCAAACACGGCAUCACGGCAGUGCCAGACGACCAGCCAGCCAUGCAUUACUGCGCCAGCGCCGGGAGCCAGGCGGCCGUCGAGGUUCUGCUGGAGAACGACCACGACGUCAACGCCACGGACGCUCAGGGGCGGACCCCGAUGCACCAGGCGAUCUGCGCCGGCCACGAGAGCCUCGUCAACUUCCUCCUGUCGAGCGGCGGCAGCAUUCGCAGGGCUGACAAGAACGGCGCGACCCCUCUGCACUACGGCGUGAGGUGGGGCGGCUCCGACGCCCUUCUGCGCCGCCUGGUCAAAGGGGGGAGCGUGGCGGCGGUCGACAGGCUCGGACGCACGCCCUUGCACUAUGCGGCCAGCAAGAGCUCCGUCAUGUCCGACAUGUACAUCCUGAUCAACAACGGUGCGCCCCUCAACACGCAGGACAACCGCGGCCUGACGCCCCUCCACCUGGCCUCCCGCCUCGGCAACGAAUCCCUGGUGAGGAUCCUGCUCGACAACAACGCUCGCCACGACAUCCUCGACGUCGACAACUUCCUGCCGAUCGACCACGCGAAGGAGAAGGGCCACAUCUGCAUCAUCAACCGCCUGGAGAGCUACGCGGCGAAGAAGGAACGCGAGAAGGACCCGCGCUUCGGACUCUACACCAGGAGGACGGACGAGGAUGAGGUGCUCAUUCAGAGCCGCUACAAGACGAAUAUUCCUUGGUACGGCAGUGGCAAGAAGGGGUCCGAUAGUCCGGAACUGUGAAAGGAGAGCCUCCGAUAGUCCGGCAUUAUAAUAAGGAGAGCCUCUGAUAGUCUGGAAUUAUGAUGAGGAGAGCCUUCGAUAGACCGGAAUUAUGGUGAGGAGAACCCUCGAUAAUCCGGAAUUAUGAUAAAGAGAACCUCCGAUAGUCCGGCAUUAUGAUGACGAGACCUCCAGUAGCCCGGAAUUUUGAUGAAAGUCUCCUAUAAUCCGGAUUUGUGACGAAAACAACUUACGAUAGUCCGAAAUUUUGACCAAGAGUCUCCGAUAGUCUGGAAUUGUGACGAAGAGAACCUCCGCUAAUUUUGAUAAAAUCUCUGGCAGUCUAGAAAUGUGAUGCGGAGACCGAAGCCGAAGAUCGUCGAAUCUAAGAGGUUAACACGGCUUUCAGAAUUCGUUGGAUUUUAGUAGCUUUUCGUUGUAGUGUUUUGCUGAUGGGGGGCAAUACGUAAUGACUAAAUGACGACUUGAGCAAGAAAGAAUAACAUAAAAAAAAAAAAAUGAAAAGUAAAUAUGAUAUCAACAUUUAUAUUCAAGUGACUGGUGGUAUAACAUUUGGUCAUAUGUAUAAAGAUGGAUCGAGGAAACUGCACAAUUUCUAUAGCUUUCUGAUAUGGUAUUUCGGUGAUCACGAUAAUAGUCCUCAAGCCAAUGCGUCAUAUUUCCAUGGAGACCAAUUUUCAAUUCUAAACAAACUUGUACCGACAUGGCGCUGUCUAUAUCGAGCAUCUUAAAUUUCUUUAAAAAUGAAACUAGAUCAAUCUCUCGGGGAGAGGACCACUACAAAUUUAAUCAUAUUAAUAGUUUUACAUGUAUACUUAGAGGCAAAGUCCAAGCAAGCAUAAAGAAGGUGUAUGAUGUAACGGUGA
Molecule: messenger RNA, 6192 nt
Organism: Penaeus vannamei (Pacific white shrimp)
Lineage: Eukaryota; Metazoa; Arthropoda; Malacostraca; Decapoda; Penaeidae
Molecular function (GO): protein binding
Source: RefSeq, a predicted model, not a curated record